This is a messenger RNA of Eruca vesicaria subsp. sativa (arugula), 2079 nucleotides long. The record is from the annotation of a GenBank genome assembly. NCBI's taxonomy places the organism in Eukaryota, Viridiplantae, Streptophyta, Magnoliopsida, Brassicales, Brassicaceae.
AUGUUCCGUUUCGUUUCCAAUCUCGCCUCCAAGGCUAGGAUUGCAAGUUACACAAGACAGGUUUCCAGUAGAAUGAGCUGGAGCAGGAAUUACGCAGCGAAAGAGAUUAAAUUUGGGGUUGAAGCUCGUGCUUUGAUGCUUAGAGGUGUUGAAGAGCUUGCUGAUGCUGUCAGAGUCACUAUGGGUCCCAAGGGACGUAAUGUUGUGAUUGAGCAAAGUUGGGGUGCUCCUAAAGUGACUAAAGAUGGUGUCACUGUUGCCAAAAGCAUUGAGUUUAAGGAUAAAGUGAAGAACGUUGGUGCUAGUCUUGUGAAGCAAGUUGCUAAUGCUACUAAUGAUGUUGCUGGUGAUGGUACUACAUGUGCUACUGUGCUCACCAGGGCGAUAUUCACGGAAGGAUGCAAAUCAGUUGCGGCAGGAAUGAACGCUAUGGACCUGAGGAGAGGUAUUUCUAUGGCGGUUGAUGCUGUGGUGACAAAUCUUAAGAGUAGGGCUAGGAUGAUUAGUACAUCUGAAGAGAUUGCUCAGGUUGGGACCAUUUCUGCAAAUGGAGAGAGGGAGAUUGGUGAACUGAUCGCAAAGGCUAUGGAGAAGGUUGGCAAAGAAGGUGUGAUCACAAUCCAAGAUGGAAAGACAUUGAUUAACGAGUUGGAAGUUGUAGAAGGGAUGAAGUUGGAUAGAGGUUAUACAUCCCCUUACUUUAUCACCAAUCAAAAAACCCAAAAAUGUGAACUGGAAGAGCCUCUCAUUCUUAUCCAUGAAAAGAAGAUCUCCUCCAUCAACUCUAUAGUAAAAGUGUUGGAGUUGGCUAUGAAGAGACAAAGACCGCUGUUAAUUGUUUCUGAAGAUGUGGAAAGCGAAGCUCUUGCAACUCUUAUCCUUAACAAACUACGUGCCGGAAUCAAGGUUUGUGCCAUCAAGGCCCCAGGGUUUGGAGAGAACAGGAAGGCCAAUUUGCAAGACCUUGCUGCCCUUACUGGUGGAGAGGUUAUCACGGAUGAGCUCGGCAUGAAUUUAGAGAAGGUGGACUUGGGCAUGCUAGGGACAUGCAAAAGGGUUACUGUCUCCAAGGACGACACUGUUAUUCUUGAUGGGGCCGGCGACAAAACAGCCAUUGAGGAAAGAUGCGAGCAGAUUAGGUCAGCGAUUGAACUGAGCACGUCAGAUUAUGACAAGGAGAAACUGCAAGAAAGGUUGGCUAAGCUCUCUGGAGGAGUUGCUGUUUUGAAGAUUGGAGGAGCAAGUGAAGCUGAAGUUGGUGAGAAGAAAGACAGAGUAACAGAUGCUUUGAAUGCCACUAAAGCAGCUGUUGAAGAGGGUAUCUUGCCAGGUAUGUCUUCUUCAGGGAGGAACACUUUUAUCACAUAAAGCUAAAAAAUUUGCUGAAAUGUGCUGAAGAAUCAAAUCAAAACACUUGCAGGAGGAGGUGUUGCUCUUCUAUACGCAGCGAGAGAGUUGGAGAAGCUUCCAACAGCCAACUUUGACCAGAAGAUUGGUGUGCAGAUCAUUCAGAACGCUUUGAAGACUCCUGUUCACACAAUUGCUUCAAACGCUGGAGUCGAAGGUGCUGUUAUAGUUGGCAAGCUCUUGGAGCAAGAUAACACAGACCUCGGUUAUGAUGCUGCUAAAGGUAAGUUAACAACCCCUUAUGACUUCACUUUCAAUCUAUGUAAAGUUUUGUCUUUGGAUAAACUCUGGAGAAAAUAAAAAAAAUUAGGUGAAUAUGUGGAUAUGGUGAAAGCUGGUAUCAUAGAUCCUUUGAAAGUGAUCAGGACGGCUCUUGUUGAUGCUGCGAGUGUGUCAUCUCUGUUGACUACAACUGAAGCUGUGGUGGUCGAGCUUCCUAAAGAUGAAAGCGAGUCAGCUGGAGCUGGCAUGGGUGGAAUGGGAGGCAUGGACUAUUAGUUACAUCACUAAAACUUUUUUUUUUGUCUUUUUUCACUCAUCACCUUAACUUGAGAAAAGAGACGAUUCUUUCAGGAGUCCUUGUGUUUUACCUUUGUUUGCCCAAUAAUAAUAACAAUAAACAGGACAUUGCCUGUUUUGCUAUGUGGAUCUGUUACCUAAUUUAGAGUCUAC